Vitis vinifera (wine grape) is the source of this 837-nucleotide messenger RNA. RefSeq names its product protein STRICTOSIDINE SYNTHASE-LIKE 10. The transcript is spliced from 5 exons. Bases 1 to 837 code for a protein of 278 amino acids. Lineage: Eukaryota; Viridiplantae; Streptophyta; Magnoliopsida; Vitales; Vitaceae. The record is from RefSeq and is a predicted model, not a curated record. Gene Ontology annotation, biological process: biosynthetic process. Gene Ontology annotation, molecular function: strictosidine synthase activity.
AUGAGUGCAAUAAGCUGUCAAAUGUCUUUGGAGGGCACUCAAGCACUUGCUGGCAAUAACUGUGCCUUUGGGGCUCAGGGGUUAACUUUCGGCAUCUCUACUGGGUCUGGUCACUUGAGUAGUAGGGGGCUGGAAAGUUUGCUAGAAACUGCUCUGCUUGCUCAUGUUUUGUUUAUUAUUCCUAAUAUGUGGUAUCUGAGCCAUGUUGUAUUGAGGUCCAAGAAAUUAUGCGAUGGUUCAACUGAUCCUGGUUUGGAGCCUACCUGUGGGAGACCAUUAGGACUAGGGUUCAAUUACAGAACAGAUGUGGACCAGGAGACUGGGAUAGUUUAUUUCACAGAUGCUAGUGCUCGAUUUCAAAGAAGGGAGUUCAUGCUUGCAGUUCAAACUGGAGACAUGACAGGAAGACUAAUGAAAUAUGAUCCCAGAACUCAAGAAGUCACAGAAUUGCUAAGAGGCCUUGGUGGAGCAGGUGGAGUGACAAUAAGCAAAGAUGGGUCAUUCAUCCUUGUUACAGAGUUCGUCACUAACAGGAUCCAAAGGUUUUGGCUUAAAGGCCGUAAAGCCAAUACCUCACAACUUUUUCUGAAACCUCCAGGCACGCCAGAUAACAUUAAGAGCAAUGCAAGAGGAGAGUUUUGGGUAGCUGUGAACAUUGGAGCAGGAACGGCAGUUGUGCCUUUGGGGCUUAGACUAAGUGAAGAAGGGAAGGUAUUGCAGAUGGUGGCUUUUGGUACAGGAGACAUACCUAAGACCAUUAGUGAAGUUCAGGAAUAUAAUGGAGCAUUAUACAUAGGAUCUCUACCUUUGCAUUUUGUUGGUGUUUAUAGGUCUUGA